Lasiodiplodia theobromae is the source of this 771-nucleotide messenger RNA. RefSeq lists its product as uncharacterized. The transcript has a single exon. The record is from RefSeq and is a predicted model, not a curated record. The coding region runs from base 1 to 771 and encodes 256 amino acids. Lineage: Eukaryota; Fungi; Ascomycota; Dothideomycetes; Botryosphaeriales; Botryosphaeriaceae.
AUGCUAGCAUCCAAGCCACACGAGAACCCACCUCGCCCUCGCUGGUUCCCUCCUGUCCAACCUUCCACCUCUUCUCCUACUCCGCCCACCACCACUACCACUCAGCCUCUCCCACUCCCAUGUUCCCUCCGCCACCCCAGCCCCACAACAAGAUCAUCCAGACCUCGCCAACGCACCACGCUCAUCGUGCCCCACUCUCUCCGGCACCUCAGAGCAGAGCUCGCCAUCGCUGUCAUCAACACCACCACCACCACCACCAGCGGCGGCGGCGACGACGACGACGAUAUUGAUGGCGCCGACAGCGACGCCAGCGCCAACACGACGUUCUCGCGGCGUGUGCGGCGGCGGGCCAGAGCAGAGCGGGACUUGCGCGAGGAGUGGGUGGACGUGGGGGAGGAGGCGUAUGGGCAUGCGCGGCGGGCGCCGGUGGCAGAUAGGAGCUCGGCGACCGACAGUGGCGGCGGCAGCGACGCCGAGGGCGGGCAGUGGGAGGGGUUGAAUGGGGAGAAGGAGCUGGAAGUCAGCUCUUUUGAGGAGGAGAAGGAGAGGAGGAGGAUAAAGAAGGAGGCGAGGGCCGAGAGGAGGAGGAGAGGGGUUUGGAGGGAUGUGGAUGGGCUAGAGGAGGACGGGGAGGAUGGUGAUGAGGAGGAAGGGGAUGAUGAGAUUGAGGAGUGGGAGGAGGUCGAGAAGGAGGAAGCAAGGGGGCCAGAGUCCUCGUUGUCCGCACUGAGGUUCAUGGAUCAAGUGUUUAAGACUUUAUCGAAGCUCUGA